ACUGGUGGGGGGGAGGGUGUUCCCCCCAUGGCUGAUAAUGUCGGCUGGGAAGCACAAGUGGUGCUCCCAGAAGGGCCAGCGGUGCUCCUGGAAGUGCCAGCAGCACUUCACCUGGCUCCUCCACUCCUCGGCCAGCACUCGCAGGGGGGGCACCAGCACUCCUGCAUGCCCCCCCUGCCCACUGACUAAGUGGGGAGCGCUGCCUGUCAGGGGGUGCACCAGCACUCUCAGGGGGUGCACAUGUACCCCUGUGCACCCCCUACAUGUCACGACUGUCUACAUGACAUGUUUACUACACAUUAGACUAAUUAGCUAUGCAGUAAAUGUCUCAGUGUCUCCAUGUGUGCCCCUAUUAGGCUGGAGUAGACUAAUUUAUUCUGCAGCAGGAUAGUACUAUCCUGCUGUGGAGUUAAAAACACUUUAAAAACUCCACAGCAGCACAUGUGUAGACACUGCCCUGGCUGGCUUGAACAUGAGGGUGCUUCGGUGUGAGGGUAGCCCUGAAGCACCUAGUCCUGCAUGGAAGCUCCAGCUCAACAUGCUGCGAUCCCAGGUGCACAUGCAGAUGCGCGUCCCGGAGCAAUAAACUCCAGGCCAAUAAGCUCCGGAGUUUAUCGCUGCACGUUAUUAGUCAUGUCUAAAUGCGCCCACUUCUUCAAAGAAGCGUGAGCUUUCAUAGCCAACAAUCUAUUUUGUCAGAUGUCUUAGCAGACUAACACAGCUGACUGCCUAUUUUAAGCUACAGUAAUGAAGUGGUUGUGUAGAACAAAUUACAGAAUCUGAAGAAGUGCAGAAAAAGACUGAAAAUAAGCAGCAUGGAAAAACUUCCGUCUAGGGAGAAAUUGCAGAGCUGGAAUGACUAAUUCAGAGAGCUGAUGAAUAAGACGGGACAAGACAAAGAGGUAGAUAUAUAUAGUUAUGAACAAGAGUGAGAAGGAAAUUCAGGCACUUCUGUUUUCUCUUUCUCAUAAUGCAGAGAGAAACAAAAUGACACUGAAAGAGCAACUCUCAAACAAAUAAAAAGAAAUGCUUUUGUACACAGUGCAUACGUGAAACUUGCUACAAGCUCUUGAGCAUAAUUAAUUUAAUAGCUUUUACUUUAAUAACUCUAGAGUAUUCAUGCAUGUAUUAGGAAUGCACUGUAAAUGGCAAUGAAGAAACAAUUAAGUUGUAUCAUGGAGGACAGUGCUGUCCAUCCCAUCUGGCCUCACGGCAUGGGUGAGUGGCACAGAGUUGGCCUGUGGGCUAGAUUCAGCAUAGAAUUGGCACAUGGGAAUGAUCUUUGAGUGCAAUCUGGUGCCAUAUCAUCCCCCCAGGCCUGAAAAUUUUGUGGCAGGGGAGCAGUGGCAGCAGUAGUUGUUAUUUUCCUAGAGUCAUAGUAAUAAACACUGCCAAAUUUUUGGGCCCAUGGAGAGCCCCAUGGGCCAGAUGACAUGGCUCCGGGGGAAAGAUCCAGCCUGCAGGUUGUAGGUUGAGUACCACUGAUCUAGGCUAAAAAUGUACAUGCAUCAGGACACAAGUCAGCCCUUGAUUACCUACUGUUACAAAGACACUAAGGGCAGAAACCUAUUUUACUUUAUGCACCUGAAUGGUAUAUAUGCAGCCAUGUAACUGUUUUUUGGCAGGAAGAGCCUCCCAUGGUUUAGUACAGUAGCAUAACGAUUAGGGCCCUUGCCUGGGGAAUGGGAGGUCCAGGUUCUGAGUUCUCCCUCCCUCACUCAGAGGCAGUUUGAACCUGCAUUCCCUGCUUCCCUACAGGUUUGGGAUUAUUCAGCCCUCACUUCAACCCUUCCCUUGAAACUGAUUUCCUGAGCAGCUAAAAGAAGGAGAUAUGUAAGGCCAAUGGAUGGUAGUGGGUGUGUAAUACAGUAAGAUAGAUGCUGCCCUGGGUGGGAAGAGGCCCUGGGUUUUAUCAUAGGACCUUGGUCCAAUGCGAAAGAACCUUUUCCACUUCUCUAUCCAUUUUAUCCAGUGAAUAUGAAAUGCAAGGUGCAGUAAUCCAAUAAGCACAUUAUCAGAAAAUUGUCUGUUAUGGAAGUUUUAAACUUUCUGUGGAAGCAUCUGAUGCUUCCCCCUGGAGACUGGACUAGCUGAAACUUUGGAGCGAUCCAUUGUUUCAAUUCUGUGUUACUAUAUUGACCAAGGCUUUUCUAUUUAAGGCUAUUAUACUAUGUUCGGCAGUCAGAUGACGCAAACACUUUCUAUGAGGGCCAUGGAGUGAGCAUCUUGCUUGGUAGAGUAGUUGCCAGGUAGCCAAUAGGCAGAUGCUAUCAUGAUAAUGUAUCCUACUCUCUUUUAAGGUGAUCUGUAAGCCAAAGGGCAAGAAAACUCAGCACACAUUUCAGUACUUGAAACCAAAUACCAAUUACUGCAUCAGAGCCAGAGAAGAGGAUCCAGCCAAAAGAAAAGAGGCAGUACAAUGUACCAAGACAAAACUCAGUCCACGAAAGCAUCCAGCUAUUGAAUAACAGACAACCCUCCAGCCACCUGGGUGAACUUCUGCCCAUCAUGUCUGGAAAGAAGAGGGAGCUACAAAGGAUGCAAGAGUGACUUGAUGUCAGUAAGAUGAGACUGGUUUUCAUGCAAUACCUGCCCAUGGCUCAACCACAAGAUUGUGAUUGUGUCCUGCUUGAUGAUGGAGUAGGAAGAGGACUUUGUUAAUUAGCUACAUCUGCUCACAGAGCCUGGGCACCAGACUGGGAUUAAAAUACUGGGGAGUAGAAGAAAGACAGUUCCUGUUCCUGUGCUCAAAGCAGGGGGUGAGAUGCUCUUCCUUACUGAGGUGAUAUGCAUUCUCUCACCCUUGCUUGGAGUUCCCCUAUAACUCCUCUUUCUCCUUGGUUGGACCAGUGAGAUCCCCUGCUCCUGUUCUGCAUCUGUAUUAAUCACUGUCCAAACCUGACUUGUUGUGAUGGGAACAUGGAGAACCCCCUGCUUUGGUGGAACUUGCACUCUGCUGCCAAGAGAUGUCUUAUAUAUGUCAGGCUGGUCAAACCCCAGAGGCAGGUCUCCUUCAUCCCUUUCAUGUCUUCUCCCUCACAAACUAUUCUGGACCCUUUGCAGAUUUCCUCUGGGACCUGGUUGUUGCUCUGAUUGUCUUCACAGUGCUGCUUCUGCUGGGUGCAGCUGGCUUGUACUUCCUCAAACUCUAUGUGUAUCCAAGCAUCUCAGAAAUACCCUUCCCCAGAAUUCUGACUGUUCUGAAUGAAGAACCGAACAUGAAGGUCUGCACCAAGGCAUCUGCCUGUGACCUUGAAGGUGACUCAUUCUCUCUGAUUUCAGUGACUGGGCUUUCCUCCAGAAGUCACUUCACAACAGAGCAGAAAAAACCCCAAACCCAGCUGCUUCCAAGAGGCUACCAUGCCCAGAAAGUGGAUGAGUACUGUGCCAAUGGGUUUGACCUUGUCUACCACGAAAGUAAGACUUCUUGUAGUUCUUCCAACAAGCUGAGCUUUGCUGGUGCUGUAGACUCUGAAGCCUCUUUAUCAUCAGCAGGACUGGUAAAGGGUAACAAUUCAAGUGAAGGACAGUACAUGUCCACUUUGAAGACCCAGCUUCCUGACAGCUUCCUGGUGUCUCCUAAGAAGCCAUCUCCAGUGUCCACAGACCUGGUCCAGGAUGGUUAUACAAGUGACAGUCACUACCAGACUGGUUCAGGAACCCCGACUCCUUUGAACCUCCAGAUUUAUUCUAUACGUACAUCUCUGGUGUCAGAAAGCAUCAACAGUAUCCCAUCAUAUCACUCAGGUGCAACCUUCUCUAAGGAUCUUAAAAAGAAAAUUAGUAGCAUGAGGACAGAGUGGCCACCUCUUUGUUGGGUAGAUAUUCCUCUCAGCUCUGUGAAACUGCAGGCCAGUGAGAAGACUGGAGGCCACCUUGUUCCAUCUCUUGGGGAUUUGUGUAAAUGCAGCCUUCCAACAAUGAAGGACUACAGUGUGCAAAAAGCAAGCCUGGGUCAGAGUGCCAAAGCAUGCCAGGAGUACCUGCCUGUGAGUCAAGAGCAGCGUGAUCUCUUGGAACAUACAGACUGUAGUAAUGAUGCUAGUAGUGACUCAUCCCCAGAGGCUAACAGCACUACAAAAAAGGCUUCCUUUGGCUAUGAGUUACAUCCUCAGGCCUGGUCCUGUACCCAGUGAUGAUGAAUCUGGGGAGACGGCACCAGGGUAUAGGGAGAUUUCCCACGUGUUUAUUCACAACAAGUGGGCUUGACUCUCAUCUUGUAUUAUGGUGUAAAACUGUGAAAAGCUUUGCACAGUGGGAUCAGACUCUGGAAUCAGGUCCAAACCAAAACCCAGCUCCCAGUCUAGAAAUCUGCAUUGCCCAAGUUGGAUUUUCACUGAUGGGAUGAUGAUACUUGGGUAGUUAUCCAACAGAGAUAAAUUUGAGCUGUGAAUUACUUAGGUGUAUGAUUUUGGUGCCAGGCCACCUACAGUUGAAAUUCAUUCAGGCUCAUGUUUUUUUCUGAAGUUCCAAGUGAGUUUUUGAGUCCAUCUGAACAUGAUAUAUAAGGUGAGCAGAACAGAAGGGAAAAGCUCACAAAAUAACUGCAUUUCUCUUACAGUUUUUGAGACAGAUAUGCUAGAUGUGUCCAGAUGAGUGCACACAUGUGGAUUGUGGUGCCUCAAAACUAUUUGAAGCACAACAAACCAUAAGUGGCAAAUUUGCAGCAUGGCACCAAAAUUUGAUACUGGAAAUUCUUGGUAUAAAGAAAAACAAAAAACUACUGCAAAACCGCCACAAACCUGUCAUGGCUCAUGCUCCAGGAGUGUGCACUAGAGCAACUGGAGGCUGGGUCCUCCACAGAGACGUUCUGGCUGACAGCUAGAGUGUCUCCACUGCUUUAGGUGUCCACCAGCUCCUUCAGCAUGCCAGGAGCUGGGAGGAGUGGAGAAAGAGCGGGAAUGGGGAAACAGCUACAGGGGCAUUUUGCCCUGCAGCAAACCUCAUGUGCAGGGAUGUGCACGGAGGCAAAAAGCAGCAGCACAAAUUUGUGCCGCAGCAAAUGCACGUCCCUUCAUGUCGGUACAUGCCCACUCAGCAGGGAAUGAAUGUUUUCUGUCGUAUCUGGUGAGACACUGGAAACAGUGUAUAUAUUAUGUUGUAAAUAUUCAUUUUAUAACAGUAAUUUAUUAUGGAAAAAUCUCUUUAACGGCCUCAUAUUUCUGUGGUAUUGGAUGUCUCCAGCUCUGCAAAUAUGAAAUAAAACUGUAAUAUGCUGAAACAAACAUAAGAAAAAUA
This is a messenger RNA of Alligator mississippiensis (American alligator), 5238 nucleotides long. Its product is annotated as interleukin-22 receptor subunit alpha-2. Bases 2967 to 4136 code for a protein of 389 amino acids. NCBI's taxonomy places the organism in Eukaryota, Metazoa, Chordata, Crocodylia, Alligatoridae. Gene Ontology annotation, molecular function: protein binding. The record is from RefSeq and is a predicted model, not a curated record. The transcript is spliced from 3 exons.